Molecule: messenger RNA, 6476 nt
Organism: Lates calcarifer (barramundi perch)
Lineage: Eukaryota; Metazoa; Chordata; Actinopteri; Centropomidae
Gene: spag9a
Product: sperm associated antigen 9a
Biological process (GO): vesicle-mediated transport
Cellular component (GO): cytoplasm
Molecular function (GO): MAP kinase scaffold activity; kinesin binding; JUN kinase binding
Source: RefSeq, a predicted model, not a curated record
GGAGAGUAUUUGAAGGCAGCAUGGGACAAGUGAGGAAAAAAGAGGAAGAAAUCCACGUAGCCUAUCUUGCAUCGUAAUAGUCCAGCCGCGCAAUGUCUUCAAUGUGUACGUUUAUGUAAAGAAACGUUUACUGUCAAUUAAGCGGAUAACGGUGUUCAUAUUGGCGGGGUGACGCGGGAUAACCCACAUUGGUCCCGUUUGCUGAAAGGGAGAGGACUAAAAAUGGAGCUGGAAGACGGAGUUGUGUACCAGGACGACCCGGGGACAUCAGCGAUGAUGUCUGAGCGGGUAUCGGGCCUGGCCAACUCCAUCUACCGCGAGUUCGAGCGGCUCAUCGGCAAAUACGACGAGGACGUGGUGAAGGAGCUGAUGCCGCUGGUCGUGGCCGUGCUGGAGAACCUGGACUCGGUGUUCGCCGAGAACCAGGAGCACGAAGUGGAGCUGGAACUGCUGAAGGAGGACAACGAGCAGCUCAUCACCCAGUACGAGCGGGAGAAAGCGCUGAGGAAACACGCAGAGGAGAAGUUCAUCGAGUUUGAGGACACUCAUGAGCAGGAGAAGAAGGACCUGCAGAACCACGUGGACCGAAUGGAGUCCCACUCCCGGCAACUGGAGCUCAAGAUCAAGAACUACGCAGACCAGAUCGGCAGGUUAGAAGAACGAGAGCUGGAGCUCAAGAAGGAAUACAACUCCCUCCAUCAGAGGCACACAGAGAUGAUCCAUAAUUACAUGGAGCAUGUGGAGAGGAUCAAAAUGCAGCAGAUUAGUGAGACUUCAGAGUCAAGCACGGCCGGCCGAGUCAGGAGAGAGCGGCCUCUCUCUUUGGGGAUUUUCCCCUCCUCUGGUGGGGCGUCUCUGCUAAUCCCAGACCCCCAGACCAGAGCGGAGACUCCAGGCACAGAGGGCUGGAGGUUCACCGACCCAGCGCAGCCUCGGUCCAACACUAGCCUCAAGUUGGACUAUGUCGACCCCCCAAAGGAAAGGGAGGGUAAGAGUGCGCAGGACUCUUCUUGGGGGAAUUCACUGGCAGACGACUGCAAGGAUGAGUUGUCGGACUUCACCGGCUCCAAGUCGGCCACACCGAUGUCUACCACUGCCUCUGACAUGGAGAGGGAUGAUGGGAACAGUAAGAGCACAGAGGUGCAGGCUGCACCAGGGACUAGAUCCAUAUCAGUCGGUUUGCCUGAAAACGAGGACAGCUCAGAUGUGCAGGACAUUAUUGAGUCCACCCCUGAACUGGACAUGGAUCUCAUUGGGUACAAGCCCUGCAGUACCCCUACGAAAGGCAUUGAGAACAUGGCAUUUGACCGCAACACAGACUCUCUGUUUGAGGAGUUGUCGUCUGCAGGCACUGGGCUCAUAGGGGAUGUAGAUGAAGGGGCUGACCUGCUGGACCUUAGUUUGAUUGGUAUGGGCCGGGAAGUCGAAAAUCUAAUUCAGGAGAAUUCACAGCUGCUUGAGACAAAGAAUGCUCUGAACGUGGUGAAUAAAGACUUGAUAUUGAAGGUGGACGAGUUGACCUGUGAGAAAGAGAUGUUGCAGGGAGAGCUGGAGGCCGUGCUGCAGGCCAAGACCAAGCUGGAGGACAAGAACAAAGAGCUGGAGGAGGAACUCAAGAAAGUGCGACUGGAAGUGGAGGAAGUGAGACAGAAAACUAAAGAUGAAGAAGAUAGUGAUGUACCCACAGCCCAGAGGAAGCGUUUCACCAGAGUGGAAAUGGCCAGAGUGCUGAUGGAGAGAAACCAGUACAAAGAGAGACUGAUGGAGCUACAGGAGGCUGUGCGGUGGACCGAGAUGAUCAGGGCCUCAAGGGAAAAUCCAACACUCACAGAAAAAAAGAAAUCCAGCAUCUGGCAGUUCUUCAGCAGACUAUUUAGCUCCUCCAGUGCCCCAGCUAUGAAGAAGGUGGAGUCCCAGUCCAAUGUGAAAUACAACGCCCCGGGCAGCCUGGUGAAGAGGAGUAGCACCUUCUCCCAGUUCCCCACAGAAAAGUCCAAGACCUUUGACUUCCUCAAUGAAGAGAAGGACCAGUGCAGUUCUCCCUCACGUAAAGAGCAGAAGAGAGCCCAGUACAGACAGGUCAAGGCCCACAUGCAGAAGGAGGAUGGACGAGUCACCGCGCACGGGUGGAGCCUGCCCAGCAAAUACAAGGUGGCAAAUGGUGGACAGGUGGAGAACAAAAUGAACUUACCUGUACCAGUAUACUUGAGACCUCUGGAUCAGAAAGAUGCUUCUAUGAAGCUGUGGUGUGCUGCAGGGGUCAACCUGUCUGGGGGGAGGAUAGCAGAGCUUACUAAGCAGACGAAGGGUUCUCAGAGUAGCUUGGACCAGUUGGAGCAAGAGAAUAAGGUCAGAGAUCAGGAGAAAGGGGAUCAGGAGAAGGAGAAGGAGCUGAUACAUCAGGACGAGAUGUCCAGCAGGGUGUGGGUGUGCACCAGCACCCACUCCUCCACCAAGGUUAUGGUACUGGAUGCCAGUCAGCCCUCUGACCUGCUCGACAGCUUCUACGCCUGCAACACCCACGUUGUCUGCAUUGCCAGUGUGCCCGGGGUGUUGGAGACUGAUUUUACGGCAGGUGAGGAGGUACCCCAGGACCUGGAGGCUAGCCAAGGUGACGGGGUGUCACUUGCUGGCAGCGUGGCCAGCGUGGGCUCUACAGGCAGCGAUGGUGCAAUGGCAGCAGAAGGGACCACUGCCAUCCCCCAGACAGCCAGCUCAGGUGUCACAGACCAGCCGGCUGAGCACAGCGCCAUCUCUGGCUCAGUUGAGCUGUCCAGAGAGACCAGUCCAGCAGAAGACGGGGUUCCCCCAGCGGAGGAGGCAACGGAAGCAACGGAGGCUAACGCUGGUGUGGGUGAAGACGGAGAGGAGGACCAGGGAACGGAUCAAAACCAGCCAGGAAUCUACACUGAGCACGUGUUCACCGACCCAUUGGGUGUUGGACCCACUGACUCCUCUCCCUCUGACACACAGAGGGGCUCUGGGCAGGAUGGUGUGACUUGCUUGGCAGAACGACUCGACCCGUCAGAGGGGGAAGUCCUGAGGAUGAGCAGCGCCCUCCCCACCAUGUGGCUGGGAGCUCAGAAUGGAUGUCUUUAUGUUCACUCCUCCGUGGCAAGAUGGAGGAAGUGCCUCCACGCCAUCAAGCUGAAAGACUCCAUCCUCAGCAUAGUACACGUUAAAGGCAGAGUCCUCGUAGCAUUGGCCGAUGGGACGUUAGCAAUUUUCCACAGAAGCAUUGUGGAUGGUCAGUGGGACCUAACCAACUACCACCUGUUGGAUCUGGGCCGGCCCCAUCACUCUAUUCGCUGUAUGACCGUAGUCCAUGACAAGGUGUGGUGCGGCUACAGGAACAAGAUCUACGUCAUCCAGCCCAAGGCCAUGAGGAUAGAGAAGUCAUUUGACGCUCAUCCUCGCAAGGAGAGCCAGGUGCGGCAGCUGGCCUGGGUCGGAGACGGUAUCUGGGUGUCCAUCCGACUGGAUUCAACCCUGCGUUUGUUUCACGCCCACACCUACCAGCACCUCCAGGAUGUGGACAUCGAGCCCUACGUCAGCAAGAUGCUUGGUACGGGUAAACUGGGCUUCUCGUUCGUGAGGAUCACAGCCCUCGUGGUGUCCUGCAGCCGUCUGUGGGUGGGGACAGGAAACGGCGUUAUCAUCUCCAUCCCAGCUGUCGGAAGGUAACACUCCUGCACCUUUUCUGGACAGAGAAUCACCAACAAGACGACAGGAAUAGUGCCAAAUCGGCCUGGCAGUGCUGUACGGGUUUACGGUGAUGACAGUUCAGACUGUGCCAUGCCAGGCAGCUUCGUGCCAUACUGCUCCAUGGCCCACGCCCAGCUGUGUUUCCAUGGACAUCGAGAUGCUGUCAAGUUUUUUGUCACCGUGCCAGGACAGGCAGUGCCUCCUCCAGGCAGUGCUGAUUCAGGCUCUGAUGACCCUGCAUCUGAAUCCUCUGACACAGCGACCUCUGAGCCCAAAACAUACCUGGUCAUGAGCGGAGGUGAAGGCUACAUCGACUUCAGGAUGGGCGACGAAGGCGGCGAGCUGGAUGGUUUAUCAGAACCGACAGCCAGCCAGCAGUCAGCACCCACCAAGGCCGAGCGGAGCCACCUCAUCGUCUGGCAGGUCACAACUUCUCAUGAUUGAAAAAAAAAAAAAAAAGUACAGACUGUUGUGUCAACGCCAGGACCACCUUCCAACCCCCGCAUGCCCUCCUCUAAGUUUUUAAUUUGAUAUUACUGAUUGUUCUUAAUGCCUGAGUAGUUGACUACUUUGUAAAAAAAACAAACAAAACAAUUAUUUUUAGUCCAUGUUUUGUACAGUUUAUUCUUUAUGAAUUUGAAAUAGGUAAGGUGAAGUUUAUGUUAACUUAAAGAAAACGUCCAUGAUCCAUGUGUUUCCCCUCUGCUGGGAUGCAUGUCGGAAAAGCAGGUGCACACAGGAAAAAAGGCCAGGUCAGCACAUCUAAAGGUGUGGGCAAAGUUUGAUCAGGUAAUGUACGUAUGCACGUCGUUUGUCUCACAAAUGUUAAAAAGGGUUUGGAUGUGACAGACAAAAGGGAAAAGCACUUGAAUGGUUUUUGCAGUCAUUAAGAAGGGAGCAGCAAGUUUUGAUUGAUUUGAACUAAAGAAUAUUUUAUAUUACACGCGUAAGACUUUUACAUUUGUUAAACCACAUGUCUUCUGUCACUGAUAUCCUUCCUGUGUUUAGCAUUUUUAUUAUCUUUACCGCUAGGGCUGGGUGUCAAAGUUUAGAUCCCUGCAAGUCAAAAAGCAUACAAAAUAUUAAAAGUUCAGUUGUUCUGAGGUUGAUUAGCAGCUUGCACGUACACAUGGUCCUCAAAAAACAUUUACUCAUACUUAAAUGUGCUUUGAUUGAGCAAAAGUUGUAGGCCAAAAUAUUAACUGAGAGGUUGUAAUACUAUCGAGUGACACCGAGCCCUGUUUGCCGCAAGAUUAUGUUUUAUGAUUAUGAAUAAUGUCUAAGCAGUUUGGGUACUUUAAGGUUCCUGUGAAUAGAAGACCCCGCUUACUGUACUCUAGGUUAGCAUUAGCCUGCAUGGGGAAAUCAUGUAUCCUCGUCUGAACAAGCGCGCGCACGCGUGUGUGUGUAUGUGCCUGCUCGCCUGUUUUAAAGCUAAAACCCUUGUUUGUCGUGUGAGGAGAAACCUGCCAUCAGCCACCAGCUUUGGUGCUUCCUGUUUGCUUCAGCUCAUUGGCACUUUAAAAAUGUUAGAUGUUACUCGCUCCAGGUUUUGGAAAGAACACCCAUGGAAACGUACACUACACAACUGUGCGCUAAUUGUGUGAAGGGAACAAAAUGUACACAUAUUUGUAGCGAGGUGGCAACUCAGUAACCAAAGGACGAAAAGAAGAAGCACCGUGAAACUGGACUAUUACAUUUUCUUUUCAUCUUCCAACUUUAAAAGUCUUAUGAGUCUAAUAAUAUGAAGGUUAUACAUGUAUAUCUUAUUGGGAAAUAAGCUUGAAUUAAGGGAAUCUGACUAAAAAUAACAAUUUUGUGUGGCACCUUCUAAUGAACAUGCACACAGCACUAAAGAGAGUCUCUCCUUAUUGCCUCAUCAUUCCUUGUUUUGUUGUUACAAAUACAUUUGGAGGCCUGGAAGGCAAAUAUUAUCAUUAUUUUUUGUUGCUUUGGGCAUUGUGCGUGUUUUGUAUUCAUCCAUGAGACACUUUUUAUUAAGUAAAGAGUAUUUUGUUGGUGACUGUAACAUGGUAGAAGGAUACCAAUAUGAAGCAGGUGUUUUAAUUUGUUUUUAUAUCUGAAAAGUCGGGCCAGGAUUGGUCCUCAAGUCCAUUUCAAAUUAAUAACUUUAUAUUGUGUUUUUGCCAUUCCAGUAUUUAUUUCCUUUGUUAUCGAGCCUAUCUUGGUUCAGAAUGUAACUUUCUACAUGAGCAAAAUAUAAAAGGAGGCUAUUGUAAACAAAAUAGUCCAAUGCGUUUACAUGAUUGUUAAUAAUGAUGAAAUAAAAGAAAUCAAUGUAAUCAUGAUGGAAAUUUUUCACAAAGCGUAAGAUCAAAGUGUGCAAACAAUAACUUGGUGGUUUUCAAACAGACACAUUCAUGUACUAAGCUAUGCAUGUUUUUUUAAGAGAACACUGCUAUGUUAUCAACUAGAUCUCUGUUUAUUGCCACCGUUUUGGGUGGGGUGGAUGUCUAUAGUGUGUGUGUGUGUGUGUGUGUGUUUGUGUGUACAGUACGUGUAGAGGAGGAGGAGGAGGAGGAGCAGGAGGCGAGGCAUAUUUGUCGGUGUAUGUUUGAUUUUGCAAAUGUGCGGUGUAUGUGUGCUCACUGUAUGUCCAUCUGUAAAUCCCCCGGAGACUGGUCACAUUACACCCCUGUUGUACCGGGCUUCACUCUGGACACCGUGACGGUGGUUCCUCUGGUCAGUGUUUGCUAAAACAGCAUCAUAGCCUUAUUUUUAACAAUCUAUUAAAUCAGUUUCAUGGAGAA